Amoebophrya sp. A25 is the source of this 994-nucleotide messenger RNA. Lineage: Eukaryota; Dinophyceae; Syndiniales; Amoebophryaceae. The record is from the annotation of a GenBank genome assembly.
UCUUAGACAUCAAAUGCUGCGAAAAGUAGAGCCUGACACUUUCCCCACCGAACGAACACCGGCGCCAACGGCCGCGAGUUGGAAGGACUUCGCGCUUGGGCUUUUCCAUAAAGUUGCAAGCCUCUUCUGGUCGAGUUCCCCUUCCGCGGAUCUUUCGAAGGAAACCGACAAUGGCCGCGCAGUCACGGAGUUAUGGCUGGAUCAUUGAAAAUAGAGGACGACAGAACGAGUGGGGAGUCGACUGAGAUGCAAUCUGUAGAAGUGAGUGGCGUUAUGCUGGAGAACUCCCCUCCAUGUAUUAUUUUGAAAGUGGAACUUUCAUUCUAACUCGAUCUCGUGUUUGUUGUUAUUAUCAAGUGGAAUGUGAUGCCGCUAAUGAUAAUACGGCUACACCGGGAGCCAGAUGCGCCACAGUUCUCGUCUUUGUUGCAGCUGCAUAUCGAUGACUUUUUCAGGAGCAAUGAGUUGGCAGAAAGAGUGGGGGAUCUGGACGCGAGAUGCGCGAACCUAGCAAAGAAAGGAAGGCAGCAGCUUACUUACUUGGAAACGACGCAAGUCCAAAUCUCUGCGCCGUCCCGAACAAUAACAAAAUCAGCAGAGAAGGCUGCUCACAUGUACUGCGACUGCGCUCCAAAAGAAGACGAGUUGCAGUUUCAGGCUCCAUCAUCACCCGUGUCACCUCCGCCUCGACCUCCAUCACCACCAGCGCCACGGCCACCGGAAGGCGAACCAACUCCACUGGAAACGCGAGACACAUCUCUUCUAGAAUCUAUUGCGGCGACGGCCCUGGGGGUGUUGGCGACGGUGAGCAACUUCAUCAGACGCCCCAGCCGCACACCGUGUGUCUAUCAGGUCAUUGCCGUGACGGAACGUGAUCGGAACGACGGCGGGCGAAAUGAUGGCGCGCUCCUAGUGCGCACAUGGUUCAAGCAGACUACGGCGUCCCCUGUGUCGACCCGUUCGCUGUUUUGCAAAAAAUUGCAAGAGGAUCGAG